Messenger RNA from Haliotis rufescens (red abalone), 1640 nucleotides. RefSeq lists its product as uncharacterized. The record is from RefSeq and is a predicted model, not a curated record. Lineage: Eukaryota; Metazoa; Mollusca; Gastropoda; Lepetellida; Haliotidae. Bases 180 to 731 code for a protein of 183 amino acids. The transcript is spliced from 6 exons.
GCGAAGUACAAUUAUGAUCUGCGAUGCUUAUGAUAUAUCAUGCGAUAAGAGACAAUCGCUUUGAACAAUGAACAUAACACAUGACAACGAUAGUGAUGGCAGUUUAAGUGAUGAACUGUAGUAUGUGCUCAUUGGACUUGUGAUUCUCCGACGACAUCUUAUUCCUUUAGUACAGGAAUAUGGCCAAAGCAGCGAUUCUCCUGUUGAUUUUAGGAAUGAUCCACGUCACAACGGGAGUGUCGUGUGAUGUCUGCAAAUCAACCUACGACACCAGCAUCUCAGCUGGUUCAGAUCAACAGAAAUGCACGGCUGCGAAAACGUACAUCACCUGUCUGGUGACGGCAACACAGGAAUCUGGUUGCGACAAGAGGGCAGAGAGGCUUAAGGUUGCUCAGGACGAGGUGGCCAGAGUACAUAGCAUCAUAGGACUGACGUGUGUUGUGAUCAUCUAUGUUUCAGUACUGACAGACAGCUGCUUAUGUCAAGUGGCCUUCUACAGCUCAAAUCUCAGAGACCCAGUGAACAAAUGCUAUGCAAGUGUGGUCCAAGAUCGCUGUGCCAUAGCUGCAGCUGACAGGGCCUGUGAUGACGUCACAACAAAUGCCGUGUACUCUGUGUCCACCUCCAAUACAUGGGUAGGCGCGUGCUCAGGUCAAGAUUUCAUCCGUCACUUGUCCCUGAAGGCAGCCAUUCUUGUAGCAACCGUUGCUAGACUUCUCCAGAAGCAGUAGCAAAUCAUGACGUCAUUAGAUGUCAGGAUCCGGUCGCUUAGUUACAUUUUGUUAAACAUGUUCUGCGAUGUAUUUUAUAGAUAUAUUUCAAUAAUGGCCUUAAUAUAACACGAGCAGACGUUUCAUUCAAUUACUAAAUAUGAUCAAUAUGUUUCAACACCAAACCACAUCCAUUGGGUUUAUAGUGUUUCACUUACUAAAUAAUAUCUGGAGUGCUACCUCUAUUUCUUUAUGUAUAUCUAUAUUUAUUAGUAAACUAUGCAACUCUGAAAUGUAUACAACUGAGAGUUUGACUGAAGUGUCGAGGAGCUGAAAGUGAUUUGAUUUGCUUACUGUUUUUGAAAAAUAAGUAAAAUGGUAGAUUUCAUACUUACCCAUUUAGCCAUUUAGGUAUAUAAACUUUGGCAUAUUUCUUUCUUAAAACCUUUGUAGGAAAAUAAAUUAAAAUGAACACCAAAAUACUUUUGAAAAACAAAUAUCGGUGGUCCCGACAAAGUUUGUUUUGUUAUGGUCUAAAAGAGAGAAACAUGUGAUUAUUUGAUUAAAACCUAUUUACAACUAUAUGGAAUAACCAACUUACUUGUAUAAUAGACGAAGAUCACUUGCUAUACAUAGCCUUUCAUAUAUAUGAAGGUUUUGCAUUUUUGUUGGUUCUGCAUGGUUAAUAGUAUGUACCCUGGCAACGCAAACUUGUCUAUUCCCGUUUUCAAUAGAGCUUUCAAUAAGUUUUAUAGUAGAUAUGUCGAGGACAUUUCCGAAUUUAACGCAUCAGUUACAAAAAUGGUGCCCGGAGUCAUUGGUAUUUUGACUUGUACCAUAUGUUGCCACGUUUUUUUCAAAUAAACAAUAAACUUGCCUUUGCAUUUAUUUGUGACAGGUGCCACCGAUGGGGUAGGAUACGCUCACCUU